Molecule: messenger RNA, 1171 nt
Organism: Zingiber officinale
Lineage: Eukaryota; Viridiplantae; Streptophyta; Magnoliopsida; Zingiberales; Zingiberaceae
Product: succinate dehydrogenase [ubiquinone] iron-sulfur subunit 1, mitochondrial-like
Exons: 2
Coding region: 71-937 (288 amino acids)
Biological process (GO): aerobic respiration; respiratory electron transport chain; tricarboxylic acid cycle
Cellular component (GO): mitochondrion
Molecular function (GO): 2 iron, 2 sulfur cluster binding; electron transfer activity
Source: RefSeq, a predicted model, not a curated record
CUGAAGGAUACUGAAAAAGACACCUUGAUUGUUUCUCAUCUGUGCCCUUGAUUUUUCCUCGACCCAUUGAAUGGCUACCGCAAGGGUUCUUCUCCGCCGAGGCUCCGCCGCGGUGCGUAGCCUUCUCCCCACCCAUGGUCCGGCGACCUCCGCCGUGGCCCCCGCGGCUUCGCGUCUCCUCCAGGCGCAGACCCACUCCUCCCAGUCUGACGCUGCUGCCGCGUCCAAGCCCAAGCGCACCAAGACCUUCUCCAUCUACCGUUGGAAUCCCGAUCAUCCCGAGAAGCCGCAGCUCCAGAACUAUGAGAUCGAUCUCGGCGAGUGCGGACCCAUGGUCCUCGACGCCCUGAUUAAGAUCAAGAACGAGAUCGAUCCUUCCCUCACCUUCCGCCGCUCCUGCCGCGAGGGCAUCUGCGGGUCGUGCGCGAUGAACAUCGACGGCGACAACGGGUUAGCCUGCCUCACCAAGAUCCCAUCCUCCUCGGCCUCCGCCACCAUCACCCCGCUGCCGCACAUGUACGUGAUCAAGGAUCUGGUGGUGGACAUGACCAACUUCUACAGCCAGUACAAGAGCGUGGAGCCAUGGCUCAAGAGGAAGGAUCCGUCGCCGAACCCUGGGAAGGAGAUUCCGCAGAGCAAGAAGGACCGCUCGAAGCUUGAUGGUAUGUACGAGUGUAUCCUUUGCGCCUGUUGUAGCACAUCCUGCCCUAGCUACUGGUGGAACCCUGAGACCUAUCUAGGUCCGGCUGCUCUCUUGCAUGCCAACAGGUGGAUACAGGACAGUCGAGAUCAGUACACAAAGGAGCGUCUGGAUGCAGUUAAUGACGAGUUUAAGCUGUAUCGAUGCCACACUAUCAUGAACUGUGCUCAUGCUUGUCCCAAGGGAUUGAAUCCUGCAAAACAAAUUGAAUCCAUUAAGAAGCUUCAGCUUCAGUAAAUGUUUCUGAAGACGUCUUCUACUUAAAUCGUGAUUGAAAAUAAAGGAGGAACGCUCAUAUUUAAUAUUUGGGUGGUUUGCUGAUUGUUUUGAUUUUGUUACUCAUGCCAUACCAUGAAGGUACUUUAUUUGAGGCGCAGGCAGGCUGUAUUUCAUUCAAUACUUAAUAUUUAAACGUUAUUAAUGUUGACGAGCAGUAAUAUUGAGGACAAAUUUUGUUUAAUUUUUGUUGUU